UUUAUCUAUCUUUCUCUUCUUUUGCCGCGAUAUAUCCCUUCUCUUACUGAAUAUUAGGGUUUCAAUGGCGAACGUUAAUAUGCUUCCAGAAGAGAUGAUGUUAAAAAUCUUAUCUCGUGUUCCAACUGAAUCUGUUUUAGAGUGCAAAUUGGUAUCAAAACCAUGGAGAUAUCUGGUGAAACUUCCAUCCUUGUCUCAAAUGCACUUGGAUCAUCAUCUCAAUGAUUCUUCUGCUGAUUUUGAAGGUGGAUUCUACAGGUUGACUGGAUUUGGUUAUACUCCUUCGACCAAUGAGCACAAGGUUGUUAGGAUACGUGACUCCGGGGGAGACGACUCGAAUGUUGGAAUUGUUCAGGUAUACAAUCUUGGUAGUGGAAAUGGAUGGAGAAAUGCAGGAACCAUCGACAUUGGGCAGUUGGAAUGGGUUUGGUAUGGUGUGUUUGUAAAUGGAGCUCUCCAUUGGGCGGAUGAAAAAGGAACCGUCAUUCUUGCUUUCAAUUUGGCCGACGAAAAGUUUAGCCGACUUCCACCGCCACCACCACAGCCUGGCGUUCCAUGUAAUGCUGCCGAACUAAGGGUUUUAGAUGGUUUUCUAAGUGUUACUUUUCAUUAUAAUACUGACGCUGACAUAUUAUUCUGGAAGAAGAAUAAAGAUAAUAAUGGCUUUAGCUGGAGUAAAGAGUUUAGUUUUGACAUUAACGAAUUGCGGCCGUUAGAGUUUACUAAGAGUGGUAGAUUUCUGUGCUAUAGGAAUUUCGAAAUUUAUAGUUUCGAUCCAAAAGUUUCAUCUGCCAAAAUGGAUGUGAGUUUUGGCAAGUGUCGACUUUAUGCUUAUGAGAAAGCUCACAGUUUGGAUCCAACUGCGAGUGGACACGGUGUUCGCCAAUUUAAGACUGCACUUCUAGAGCUUCUAGAAAAGUGA
Messenger RNA from Papaver somniferum (opium poppy), 922 nucleotides. RefSeq lists its product as uncharacterized. NCBI's taxonomy places the organism in Eukaryota, Viridiplantae, Streptophyta, Magnoliopsida, Ranunculales, Papaveraceae. The record is from RefSeq and is a predicted model, not a curated record. Bases 65 to 922 code for a protein of 285 amino acids. Gene Ontology annotation, molecular function: protein binding. The transcript has 4 exons.